CUACACCAGAAAAGGAGUGUCAGAUAUCACAGAAUUUCUCCAGAAUCGGGUGGUGCAUAGAAAGUCUGGUGUGAUUAAAUGUAAUCGAAACCUGCGGGCUCCAAUAAGAAAAAUAAGACGUCAAAACCCCAAACCUUUGAAGACUGGAAGAACUGCCUUUCAAAUUAUAGAGUUUAUUUGGAGUGUUGUCUGAGGAGGAGAUGGACACGGGGACGUUUAGCCGGAGACAGUGGGCAUCAAAGUCAUUACGGAUCACAGCUAAAGAGCUCUCAUUGGUUGGCAGCCAUGGCAAGAGUCCUGCCAUUGCUGAACGUUUUUCCAAAUAUCAGAAAGCAGCAGAGGAGGCGACAGCAGACAAGAAAAAAACUUCUGUUGACAGUUUGCCUCCGUUGCGAUCAGGAAAUCUGAGUGUACUGAAGAAACGUUGGGAGAACCAGCAGAAAGCUGUUCCUCAACUGAACGUGGCACCUGUGAGCCUGAGGAGCCAAUCAGCUUCCUCCAAACUCAGCGGCCUGCCAGAACCAUCCAUGUCCUCCAGCAGACUUAUGCGACAGGAUAGUUUGAACCAGAAGCUGAUGCCCUGCGAGAAACCUGCAAAAAUAAAGAUGGACAUGGAGACUAAACAAAAAAGGGAGUUGGAGAAGCAAGAGGAGAACGUAACUGAAUUAGAUCCACUCUCUCCACCGCUGGAGAAAUCAGCUGUGCCUCUCAACAACCUCAAAAUGAUGUUUGAAAAAGGCAAAAGCAAGGCACAAACAGAAGUAGGCAGCAGCUCAGAGGACAUGGACACACAGAUAGGUAAUAAAGGUACACCCAGUCUGAAGCGCAGCACCUCUAUCAGGGACAGGAUGGCAAAAUAUCAGGCAGCAGUCACCAGACAAGCCUCUUUUACCACAACACGCCCUGCAAACCAAUCAGAGGGCAGUAUUCCCAGCACAGAUCAUAAGGAAAAUACUUCCUCUACUGUUGAUGGACAGAAAGUGAGCAUGCUUUCCGAAUCAAAUUGUGCAAAGACAAAUGGAGUCCAUGUUCACACGAGUCCCAGCACAGCAGCUUCUAUUUCAGAGAACAAGGACCCUCAGAAAGCGAUUAAGUUUCAUCUGCCCAUCCAGGAGAGCUGUGUGUCCUGCCAAAAGACUGUUUACCCGCUGGAGAGACUCAUCGCCAAUCAACAUAUAUACCACAAGACUUGCUUCCGUUGUGCCUUAUGCAGCACAAAACUCAGCUUGGGGAGUUAUGCUUCCUUACAUGGCAUCAUUUAUUGUAAACCUCACUUCAGCCAGCUUUUCAAGUCCAAGGGCAACUAUGAUGAGGGCUUUGGCCAUCGACCGCAUAAGGAAUUGUGGUCACCUCGGAUGAACGAGCAGGAGCCUGAGGAAAGUGAAAAGCCAAAGCCCCCUUUGGCAGACCUUGUGUCAGUGAAGCCUGCAGAACAACUGAGCCCCAAAGUGGAAGUUUCUCCUCAGGCCAAAUUCACUGACAUGACUGAAGAUCUGGAGACCAGACAUCAAGCCACCAGCUCCACAGAAAAAACACAAAACAUUCCUGUGGAAUCAAGGAGACUGAGAGUUGCGUGGCCACCUCCUGCCAACAGUGAGGGAAGCUCCAAAGUUUCUAUCCCAGACACUGAAGGUGGAAAGGGUCUAUCCAAGCUUUUCCGACCAAAGUGGCCUCCAGAGGACGAAGUUCCACCUGCUCAACAGAGACCUGAAAGAGCUGAACUAAAAAGCCUGCAACGUAGUUCCUCUCUCAGAGAGCGCAGCCGUCCCUUUUCUGUUGCACAAAGCAUGAAAUUAUCUAAAACUUCUGAACAAGAUGCUCAAUCUUCUCUCAAGCCUGCUUUGGUCAGGCAAGGUUCGCUGGAAGAGCUUCGCUCACUGUCGAAGAUGAAAAAGGAGAAAGCUGCAGUUCAAAAUGAGGCAAAACUCCCAGAUAAAAAGGCAAAGGACAGUGACCGCAAAUCCAAGAAGGACACUGAGAGCCCUACCAAGCUUGAUAAGAAUGAAAAGAUGCCUCCCUCCAUUCUGAAACCCCAACAAACCAAAAAAGAGGCUCAGCCCCAACAAACAAAUAAGGAAACUCAGUCACAACAAACAAAACAGGAGGUUGAACUGCUACAAAUAAAAAAAGAGGCUGAACUACAACAAACAAAAAAGGAAACACAGCCACAACAAACGUCAAAUGAGGCUGAACGACAAAAAAAAAAAAAGGAUGCUGAGCUACAACAAAUGAAAAAGGAAACUCAGCCACAGCAAACCAUGAAGGAGGCUGAACUACAGCAAAAAGAAAUGGAGGCUGAGCAACAACAAAUGAAAAAGAAAGCUCUGAAAUGUCAUGUUGAAUGUGAGGAAAAACCUGUGACAUGCUUCAACACUUCUAUAGAGCUCCAGUCUUCACGAGACACACCCUGUUCUCCAAACAGGGAAGAUAAAAGCCACAAGACAUCCCAGGAUAUGAGCUUCUGGGAUGGUGAGGUGGCUGAGGAGUCCCUGACUGUGGAGGAGAUGAUCAAGAGGAAUCGCUACUACGAAGAUGAAAAUGAUGAUGAGGAGGAGGAAGUGGCAAUAGUUUGAAGUAUGUCUCAUGAACCUCGUAUAACUAUUACAACUAUUACAUUAGAAUUUACGUAAAUGGUAAAAACGUAUCAAUAUCAUAGACAUCAAUAGAAUAAAAUGCUUAUUGAGCUGUUUCUUUGGACCUCUUUCUUGCUAAAAAUCAAACUGGAAAACUAUAUUUUGUAUUGUGCUCUGUCAUCAAUGUUUCUUUUUGUUCUGUGUAUAAACCUGGGCAUGUUUACAGAAGAAUCAAUAUUUUUCUUAUUCUAAGUAAUCUAAUCACUUAAAAAAAAAAGUAUCUGUAGAUACAUAUAUGCAAUAAACACAUUGUCUAUAUUCUGCUAUUGUCAGACUUUGACAGUUAAUCAAUAAAGAAAAUGGCUAAACACAUUUUAGCCAUUAU
Messenger RNA from Xyrauchen texanus (razorback sucker), 2958 nucleotides. It is a transcript of the gene lima1b, whose product is annotated as LIM domain and actin binding 1b. The record is from RefSeq and is a predicted model, not a curated record. Gene Ontology annotation, molecular function: actin filament binding. The coding region runs from base 201 to 2573 and encodes 790 amino acids. Gene Ontology annotation, cellular component: actin cytoskeleton; plasma membrane. The transcript is spliced from 11 exons. Gene Ontology annotation, biological process: actin filament bundle assembly. Lineage: Eukaryota; Metazoa; Chordata; Actinopteri; Cypriniformes; Catostomidae.